UAAUAUUACGAUGUUCCAAAGUAGACCGGAAAAAAAACUUCAAUAGAGCUUCCCAUACGGACACCUACCCAAUUUCGUCCUCUUCCAUCGAACUCCGAAUUGAAACCAAUCCUUAAUCCAAUACUCGCAAGAUGGGUAUCGAAUUCGUGAUGCAGCUGCUCUACGGAACGGCGCUUCUGACUGCAAUCAUGGUGGCUCCUUUGGUCACGCUGGAGCUAGACGUGGUCGUGAACAAAAGUGACCAGCACACCACAAAAACUGGCUAUUUGCGAGUUUUGAUUUACGUAAGCGUUUCACUCGUGCUGACCGCCAUGGCAUUGAUGCCCCACCUGGUGACCUCGGCGGGUUGGCGAAAACGAAAUUCGAUGAAGAUGUUCCUGGCAAUGCUUCCCUGGAUGCUGCUGUGCUGCAUUCAGUUCCUAAUAAACUCGAUGCUGCAGCUCAAGGAGAUUUUCAACGUGGCGAGCGGGAGACGCCAAAAGGACUUGGUCUACGCCCUGUGCUUCUACUGCGCCUUAUUUGGCUUGGCCCUGGAGCAGAUGCUCCACUGGAACGUUGUUUACCAUUUGAUGACCGACGGGAUAAUAACAAGCAUCUUCAACGUCCGACUGCCGUUAUUAGUGGCCUAAGUUGGCAGACCGAUUUCACUAAUAUAACAAUACUCGUACUCUAUUAUACUAUUAUAUAAAAUUAUUAUCUUAACCAUAUUCAUUUGAAAACAUUAGGUUAUUCGAAUCGAAUAACAGUAGUUUGCUCAAUUCAAUCAUAAACUAUUAACAAGCUGUGCUUCACAAAA
Drosophila yakuba is the source of this 796-nucleotide messenger RNA. RefSeq lists its product as uncharacterized. The transcript has a single exon. Lineage: Eukaryota; Metazoa; Arthropoda; Insecta; Diptera; Drosophilidae. The record is from RefSeq and is a predicted model, not a curated record. The coding region runs from base 132 to 629 and encodes 165 amino acids.